Scophthalmus maximus (turbot) is the source of this 3562-nucleotide messenger RNA. RefSeq names its product solute carrier family 2 member 10 (gene slc2a10). The transcript is spliced from 6 exons. Lineage: Eukaryota; Metazoa; Chordata; Actinopteri; Pleuronectiformes; Scophthalmidae. Gene Ontology annotation, biological process: transmembrane transport. Bases 404 to 1984 code for a protein of 526 amino acids. Gene Ontology annotation, molecular function: transmembrane transporter activity. Gene Ontology annotation, cellular component: membrane. The record is from RefSeq and is a predicted model, not a curated record.
UGCGGCAGCCAGUUGUUGUACUACACCCGUGAGAGGUGGAGCAGCCCGACACACCCGAGCGACUGGAGGCUGCUGUCCAGAGAGCGAGUGACUGACAGCUGUCGGACUCGUGUCCCCCCCUCCCUCCCCAGGCCUCGUCGCUCUGUGUGCUCGCGACCUCUGGCGUCAAAACUUUUUACAACAACUUUGUUCCUCUCGCAACUUGACGCCGCUGCCACGUAGCUCCGUCUUCCUGGAGCCGAGGGGCCGCCGGGCUUUCAGGAUCCUCGCUGCUGUUCACGGACACAAGCAGACCAGGAGCAGCGCGGAACCUGGACGCUGACGUUUAUUCUACAGAUGUCUGUGAAGACACGGAUCCAGUUCGGCAGUGUGACUGAAACGUGCUCAGAACGCGACCGACGCCAUGGGUUGCUCCAUCCCCCUAUUGGCCAGUUUGGUAUCCACUCUGGGAGGCCUGGUCUUUGGCUAUGAGCUUGGCAUCAUCUCCGGGGCUCUGUUGCAGCUGAAGGCAGAGUUCUGUCUCUCGUGUGUCCAGCAGGAGGCUCUGGUCAGCUCUUUGUUGUGUGGAGCUCUGCUGGCCUCCACCAUGGGCGGCUGCUUGAUCGACCGCCACUGCCGCAGGAACACCAUCCUCCUCAGCAACAUCCUGCUCCUGACUGGCACUCUGGUCCUACUCAUCAGUUCGUACUCUGCACUGGUGCUUGGCAGGAUAACAGUCGGCUUCGCCAUGUGUAUCUCCUCCAUGUCCUGCUGCAUCUUUGUGUCAGAAGUGGUUACCCCAGAUCGCAGGGGGUUUAUGGUUAUACUGUAUGAGGCUGGGAUCACUGUAGGCAUUCUGUUUGCUUAUGCCAUCAACUACAUCCUGUCUGACUCCAGGAGCGGGUGGAAGUGGAUGUUUGGAUUGGCUAUAGUUCCGAUUCUGGUUCAGCUGGUCUCUGUCUGGUUUCUUCCAUCCAGCACUCGGGCUGAAGCAGACCUCAUGAGCCCCACUGAAACCCAGCAAGCAGAUGACAAGCAGAAGUGCGACAGCAUGUACCUGUUCCAUCGUAAAGACAACAUGAGGACUCGGACUGUCAUUGGACUGGGACUGGUGCUCUUUCAGCAGUUCACAGGUCAGCCCAACAUUCUCUUCUACGCCUCCACCAUCUUCGACUCAGUGGGCUUUCAGAGUGGUGACUCAGCAGUGCUGGCCUCUGCAGGCUUGGGGCUGGUCAAAGUGAUCGCUACUCUGACCUCGAUGGUGUUGUCAGACAGGGUGGGCAGGAGGCCGAUGCUCAUCAGUGGAUGCUCUGUUAUGGCACUGUGUCUGAUAACCAUUGGACUCCUCAGUGGACAUUCACCCAUGAACACUAAGAGGCCUUGUCAUCUGGAUUUCAAUGUGAACACUACAGAUCUUCCUACGUCACCUGCUGAUGGUCGGUCAGACGUUGACAUGCCUCUUGACGAGAGCCACGGGCGUCUCUACAACAACACAGAAGAUGAAAAUUUAGUAUUUGAUAAAGUCGGAUUAAAAACUCUGGAACCUGCUUCAGAGUCGCCCUCAAGCGUCUCUGGCUCAUUUGUGAGCUGGAUCAUUCUGAUGUGUAUGAUGGCUGUCGUCAGUGCAUACUCCGUUGGAUUUGGACCAAUGACCUGGCUUCUCCUGAGUGAAAUAUUUCCAGCUGCUGUCAGAGGAAGAGCAUUCGCAUUCAUCAACUGCUUCAACUGGGCUGCAAACCUGUUGGUCACAUUCACUUUCCUCAAUGUUGUUGAUGCCAUCGGUUUGUCAAAGAUGUUCGUUUUGUACGGGAUCACCGCUGUGGCAGCUGCAGUUUUUGUUUACCUCGUGCUGCCGGAGACCAAAGGGAUGACUCUGGAGGCCAUAGAUGAGGAGCUGCGUCUGAGCAGGUUUUACAGCGGGGACAAGUUCUGUGGCUGCAUCAGCCGAACAAAGACUCAAACACAGUACCAGAGAGUUCACUGUCACAUCACCACCUCCGGCUGAACAUUCAAACUCUGUGACACCGACGAGGUGGUUCAAAGACAAAGAAUACAAAAACACUGACUUUUACUCUGUGCCUCUUGACAUUCAAGUCUGUGUGGUGUUUUUAUGAAAUGCUUUGAUCAUUUUUUUUCCCUUUUUUGUGUUUUGUGGGAUAAUAUUUGUUGAUCGUACGAGAUGAACUUGGCACUAAAUUGCACUUUUGAAUGAUUAUUUGACAGAGUUCAUGUCUCUGUCCCAGAAGAGCAUCACAGUGACUCAUACUCCCAACAUUAAGAAAAUUGGCGGUGGGAUUCAUGCGGGGCUCAGCUAUCUUUGGAGAUGGCUGGUAUGUCCAGAAUAUCAAUAACAGGACAUUAUGUACUUUUUACAACUGUCAUGCAAGAGAUUGAUAUCAUUUGAGUUAUAAUAGUCAAUAUUUAUUCAUGUGAAACCUAAUUGUCAAACUGUAUGUUUGACAAUAACGUUUUUUUGAAAGUAGAUAGCGUGUGUUGACAGAAUGCUAUAACAUGCAGCUAUUCUGAAUUUGAUAUGUUGACUGUGUUUUAGAUAUUUCAUUCAUGCUACUGUGCCAUUAGGACAACAUACCUCUCCUGUUAGCCAUCGAUGUGGAGUCUUCACAUUAAAUUGUCAUGGUCUGGUCUUGAUGUACAGCAGCACACCCAAAUUGAAUCAGAUUUAAAGGCGGAGUCUCACGGUGAUGGGGAAAAUUGGUUGCUUGGAUUUCAAUUAGGAAAGACACAAUUUAACAUGAACACAGAAGCUUUAUAUUAUAACGUCACAUGUGGCACAGGAGGUAGAGUCGGUGGUCCACCAACCCAAAGUUCGGUGGUUCGAUUCUAGUUUCCCCUGGUCUGCAUGUUGAAGUGGCGGCUCUUCUGAAUGUGUGUGAAUGUGACUUGUCCUGUAAAGCACUCUGUGUGAACAAUGAGAGGAGAACAGAUGUAACUGUGACUUUUUGACUUGGUCAUAUUUUGUGAUUGUACGCAGCCCAGGAGGUGACAUGGGUGAUUUACAAAUAUAUAUAAUUUGCACAUGCGCGACUUACGUAUCUUGGUUCACAGUUCACAUGCUUUGUCCCAUCAGCCAGACAGUUUGUCUGCUCAUUCAAACAGAGGGGGUCAAAGAUAUGUUUAAGUGUUGAUUUAUUUAUGUUUCUUAGGAUUAUGUAUGGCAGUGAUAUACAGUAUAUUGUGUUGUUUUCAGAAAGCAGUUCUACAACAGGUCGUACAACCUUUGCUCAGCGGGCGGCCCGUGGCGUAGGAGGUCGCCUUGGGGGUGAAGUGAACAUAGAACAGUGUCGCUCUUCUUUUCGGUUGCAGCGGAAUAUGCAAGGAACAUAUUUGUAUUAAUCAUUGUUAUACUAACAACAUUGUUAACAACGGCUCUGGAAUGACUGCUCCUAUUCAGUCUAUUUGUCAUGAUUCUGCCCUCAUGAACUCUUGGUUCUAGUGGACUUUUGCUUGAUUGUUAUUCCUUGUGUAUCUGUUGUGUUGGUUUCUUGGUCCCUGGGUGUUGUUUCCUGUUUUGUCUUGUAAUAACUUUCAUUGUGUCCGGGCUUUAGUUAAAUUACUUUUGUUA